This is a messenger RNA of Corticium candelabrum, 1005 nucleotides long. RefSeq names its product RNA exonuclease 4-like. Gene Ontology annotation, biological process: rRNA processing. Gene Ontology annotation, cellular component: nucleus. The record is from RefSeq and is a predicted model, not a curated record. Gene Ontology annotation, molecular function: nucleic acid binding; 3'-5' exonuclease activity. The transcript has a single exon. Bases 54 to 866 code for a protein of 270 amino acids. Lineage: Eukaryota; Metazoa; Porifera; Homoscleromorpha; Homosclerophorida; Plakinidae.
CAAGCCGCGCGUCGUUAACCACGUGCACGUCUACACGUGUGUGAAAUGUCACCAUGAAGUCUUCAAGGAGGAAAGCGAAACGAACGCACGGCGAACGAAGUAAUUGUCAAAAAUUUAUUUUAAGCAGGUGGCGUAGAGAGCAAGAGCCAAACUACGAGCCGUUGACGACUGAGGCCUCAACAAAGCAACACGUGGCUGAUCAUGCACCAAGUUGGACAGAGCUGGACUCAGACGGGUUACGGACACCGACUGAUUCGGAUGCCAGUGAAGACCUGACACUGAGAGGCGGAGAACUUGAAAAAGUUUUGGCAAUGGAUUGCGAAAUGGUGAGCGUAGGAGCUAGGAAGAGUGCCGUAGCUCGUUGUAGUGUAGUUGAUUACUAUGGCCGUGUGGUCUUCGACGAGUACAUCAAACCUGAUGACGUCAUAACCGACUACAGAACGUUUGUUAGUGGAAUUAGACCUAGGCAUAUGAGGUGUUCUAUAACAUAUCAGGCUGCAAGGAAGAGGUUAGAAAGACUACUGAAAGGAGCUAUUCUUGUCGGUCAUUCUUUACACAAUGACUUGAACUGUUUGAAUCUUCGUCAUCCAGUGGAGAGAGUGCGAGACAUUGCCAAGUUUCCGGCUUUACAUUUACAUGCUGGAUUUUUUCGGUUACCCUCACUGAAGAACCUCACCCAGUUGUAUUUGCAAAGGCACAUUCAAGAAGGAGAGCACUGUUCUAUCGAGGAUGCCACAGCAGCCAUGGACUUGUAUCGGCUUGUCAGAAACGAAUGGGAAUGUGGUAUUAGCAUAACGAACAGUAGUGCAUUGCUAGAAGAUGAGUAUUGGCCUGAUGACAUGAAUCAGUUCAAUGAAAUCAAUUGAAACUUUUAUCUUUGCACAAUGCUGUGUUUGUGACCUUCUUGUCAAGGGGUGGUUUCAGGAGGUAAAAUAGUGCAAUUACCUACUCUUUUAAUUAGAAAUGAGAUGUUUGUGCAGGUAAUUGUAGCAAGGUUAUGAUGGG